AUGUCGGAAUCAGCUGAAAUCGCUGGGACAGUAGUAACGUCAGUGCUUAUCAUCACAAGUAUCGUAGGAAACUCUCUUGUUUGUGCUGUUAUUAAGAAGAAUCGAGACAUUGCCUGAUUUCAUACCGUGGGAGCCUGGCACUAGUUAUCAGUUUUGCCGGACGGAAGUGAAAAAAGAUGGCGGGAAAUGUGAAAGAAGACUCGCCCAAAAUGGCUUUUGCAGCAGUAAAAAAAGUCAUAAAUGAUGAUUGCCUUGAAUCACUCAACACAAAAAACUUGGGAGAACUUUGUAAUAGUCUUAAACUUAAAGCUUCCGGGACUAAAAGUGAAUUGUUACAAAGAUUGCUACCAUUUAAAGAUGACCCGGCUUUGCUCGACAACAGAGUGAAGAACAUCUCUGUGAAUUACAGCUUUACGACAGCCCUAUCGAGACAGGAGAUCCCACCACCAACAGCUGGAUGGAAAUGCAAUACUUCUCUCUUUCCCAAGAUUUCAAAAGACGUUAUCAAGACAUAUCAGUCUAAUAAACGACAGGGAAUGAUAGGACAAUUUCGCAAAGCUCAUCGAAUGUUUUCUUCAAGACGAAUGAAAACCAUCAAGGUUUUCAAAAAUGGUAGCCAGUUAUUUGUCAAGUCAAGCAUAUUGAAAAGCUUUUCUUCUGAAGUUACACGAACUGCAACUGUCUUGUUCAUUGACAAUGUUCCCAAGAAAGGUUUUUGCGAAUGUGCUGUCGGAAAGUGUGGUCUCUGUUGUCAUGUUAUCGUUAUACUGCUACAGUUAGAACACUUCACAACACAUAAAAAGCUGUUUUUGUCUUUGACCUGUACAGAGAAGCUUCAAAAGUGGCAUCGACCAAAUUUAAAGAAAGGGAAAGAGGUAAAAGCUAACUUGAAGGCUGCUGCUCAUAUCAGACUGAAAUAUUUUAGAAAUGCCAAAUCAGCAAGACAUGUAAAUCAAAGAACAAAGAAGAAAGUUGUAGCUAGAGGUGUAAGUGAUGAAAACAGUGACUGGCUGAAACGAGAUAUUUCCUCCAUGAGCUCUCAAGUAGUAGAUGGCCUGUCUAAAUGCAGAAUCAAUUUAUCAAAUCAUUUUCUUAAAACUCUAGAGAAAUUUAAAAUAAGACACUCAGGAUUGUAUCACCAUUUGUCUUACAAAAAUGCUUAUCUGAACAGAGUUAUACAAAAUGAACAUGACUACACAAAACUAAAUCCUCCAGCAAACCUGGAACAAAACUCCAAAACACCUUCUGAGUGUGAGGAUAAAUGGCACUCUUCAUUGAAAGCCAACUCUAACAACUUCAAUCAAGAUAAUUGCACAGUGGGACAGCCUACUUCAGAAUGUCAAGAGCAAACAUUUUGUGCAGAUAAAACUCAAGAGUUGUUAGAAUUGCUUACAAACUCUAAAGAUGAGAUUAUAACUGUUAAGGUCCCUCAGCUUAAAGAAGUCAGACUAACUACAAGUGCAAGAUACAUUGAUGUUCAACAAGGCACUUCUGAUUGGCUUAACCUGAGGACGGGGGUAAUAACAGCAAGUAAACUACCAUCACUCCUGGGUUUUCAUGGAAACAAAGAGUUUGAUUCAUCACGGUUUUAUAUUUUAAACAAGAUAGAUGAAAGUAAAUGUAAACCAAAGCAAUACAGAAACUUUCGAAGAGGAAACUACUAUGAAAAAGAAGCUUUAGAGCACUUUCAGAAACUCUCUGGUAAGUCAGUUUAUUCGAAAAUAUUAAUAGUAACAUAAUACUCUGAAAUUUAGCAAAUAAGUAUAUUAUCAGCAUAUCAUGGAGUUAAUCAUGUACAUAACAUAAUCAAAUAGGAAUACACUUACAUGAACAUAAAUGUAAGCACAAAAAUUAAUGUAAGUUUGAGUUAUCAUGAAUUGAUUUCUAUUUUUUCCUACAGGUGUCCCAGUCUCAAGUUGUGGGUUUUUCAGACAUCCAUCAGACACAAACUAUGGAGCAAGUCCUGAUGGUAUUUCAGAAGCAUUUCUUGUUGAGGUCAAGACAAGAGCAGAAAACUCUGAAGCCCCAUUAGACAAAAUCACAGGCUCACAUAUUAUUCAAGCAAAUUUUCAGAUGUCUUGUGCAGGAGCAAAUCUUGUAUUUUUGCAAUCUUACCUCCCUGAAAAGAAAAGUUCAAAUAUAUUUUUCAUACCCAGAAAUGACCUGCUUAUAGAUGUCUUAAACGAAAUAACUGAUCAUAUUUUACAUCACAAAAUUGUAAGUAAGUGGGAUUAUGAAGAGAAUAACCAUCUCUCUGAACUUGGAAAGAACUUAUUAAAUACUGUUCCUAGCUUUGACACAUUACGUCAAUUCCGUAAGUGGGUAAACCAAAUGACAAAGCAUAUAAAGAAGGUAGUCUUUGUUAAAACAUAGUCAUGUAAUAUCAACAGAGUUUUUUGGAACUAGUUGUAGUUGUUUUAUUUUGGUCCAACUGGUUUUUUUAACAUAUUAACAAUAUGUGCAAAUAUUUGGAAACAGCAACCAAGUAAAUCAAUUCUUGAGCUUGGCCAAGUUUUGCUUAGAAUUUGCCAAUCUCUGAUUCUUCCUAUGUAGUUUUCAAUGUAGAUCCUCAAUGUUGCAAUGUCAAAGUUCUUUACUACCUCAGUCUCAUCAAAUUGAUGAGAAAAUUUCAUUGGAGGUCUAUUGUGUAACAGGCCUUUCUCAUGACAAAUAUCAGUGAUAUUAAAGCCCUUAUCAGUCAUAACUGUCUUCACUUUUGUAACUGUAUCUAGCACACAUGAUUGCUCUGUUAUGUCAGCAUCACUAAUGCUGCCAGGAAAUGCAUCGGUACAUUUGAGUAAAAAACCAGGAGGAAGGGUCCACAAACAUAUCUUCCCUGUAGUGUGGUUCUUGUAGUUCGAGAAUGUAAUGUUAUUAAUAUCAAAGUUCUCUGAUUGGGAGAUCCAAAUUUCAGUUGCAUCCCCUAUGAGAGCAGUAUCACCAUAUCCUGACUCCAUAAAACAUUUUGGCAUAUAGUCAUUCAAAAAUCCAGGUAAUGGGGUCAGGUCAAUAGACUCAAAAAUGGUGCUCAGGAAUACACACCAUCCUACAAAAAUUCUACUCAUAGUUGAUAUACUUGAACCAGUCAUCCAUGCAAUAACACCAAGGUCCAAUGCAUGUCUACAAAUUGUCAAGAAACUGAUAAGUUCUGUCUUUGUGUCCAGCUUUCUAAGAUGGGAGGAGUCGUCAUUGUUACAAUCAGGAUAAACAAUUGUGUGCAAGAAAGGCUCCAAACAUUCAUAUAGACAAUCUAAUUCGGAAAGUGUUAAUCCUGUCAUAUAGUAAAUUCUAUCUGGGUAUCUCAUGAGUGCUUCAUAACUAAAAGUUUGGCCUUCGAGUGCUUUCUUCAUUGCAUUGAGUUGCUGACUGUUGUUCGCAGCAUUUUUUUCAAGUUCUGUUUGAGUCUUUGACAGCUGUUGCUGUAAAUCUUCAAUCAAAGCCUUUUUUCCAUUUAGUUCUCUCGUCAAACUUUCCACUUGACUUUUAAGCUUCUGAUUUUCUUUUUCUACGUUCGCAGCUGAAACCCGUCGCUUUUUAACUCGCGGUACGGGAGUUUCACUCCUGUCUUUCGGGGGUUUCCUUGGAGUACUCCUCACGGUAUUGGCAUUCGACGAAGUAAGAACCGUUUUUGUACAGUCAAUUUUCCUUUUCAAUUCCCUAGAUGGUUUUUGGGAGUACUCUUUUUCCAGAUUAGCAGCAUAUUCUUUUGUACAAAUUAUGUCUGGCAAUUGAUUCUUGUUCUCUCGUUUCCCUGAGCUCCAGUGGGCGCUGCAUAUAACAUGUUUUCUCCAGUUAAUAUUUUCGUUCAUAAGAACUUUCCUAUAUCCUUUUUGAAGCUCAGGAUCGCUGGGCAAAGUGUAAUACGUUAUUCCUUUAGUUCUGUAAUUAUUCGUACACAAAGAACUGGCACAAUUCCAAUGCCAAGUUUUCGUGUAAGUCGCCAUCCCUACGCCAUUAAACUGAAGUGAACUUCCGUCCGGCAAAACUGAUAACUAGUGCCAGGCUCCCACGGUAUGAAAUCAGGCAAUGAGGUACAUAACCUGCCGGCAGUUAACUAAAAAAAAUAAUGACUUCGCAAAGUCGUCAUUAUUUUUCCUGUUUAGGGCUUUCUGCGUAGUCACCAUCAACCUAGAGCCUGGUCUCUGAUAGUCCAUGUUCGAUAUACAUCACUACGAGGUUUUACGGACAAAAUUGCAAAAAUUUCACGAUUCCAUUGUCUCGUAAUUGCCAGAAGAGACUGACAAACAAAGAAGCCCAAAUCAAAUCAGGAGCAAAUCCAGAAAUUCAGAAAGGGCUGGCCGGGACACUUGCCAGAAAUAGAGAUACUUUUUAUUUUACUGAGAAUUCUUGUGGGGGGUGCGUGGUCCUCUUGGCCUCAACCCUAAAUCCGCCAAUGCAAAGAAAUUUAACAAGAAAGCCUCGUAGUCAUAUAUCGAACGCAGGUCAUUUACAGCGUGGUGAGCAACGCACAACUCUUAAUGCGGUAGCAACAGCUAUUUAAUUCUGAUUUACCCGCAACUUUGACAUGAAGAGGGUCAUUUUUCCUGUUUGUGAAUGUCUGACUUCUUGUUUGAUCCUAGAAGGCGAAUAUAUAAGGUGUGUAUGUCCCUGCAACAGUUUCUUUUCCACACUAUACCGCCCUUGUCAUGUCAUACUGUUUUUCAUCAUUGUCAGUGCUAGGUGGUUCUUUUUUGAAAUGAGAAAUUGUAUAAUAUGUCAUAACUUGUCUAAUUCGCAAAUAACAUUGAACGCUUAAUUUAACAGAAGUCCCAUGAAUUAUCUACUCAUCAACCUCGCAGUAGCGGACAUAAUCUUUGUAAUCUUUACCAUACCAAAAAUGAUCCUGUUACACUCAUCCAUUCAGCCAAAUGGUGCGACUGGCAAAUUGUUUUACACAUUUGGCACCUUUUCAUGGGUAGGGGCUGCUUCGUCGGUCUUUACACUUGUCACUGUUGCCGUGGAGCGCUACUGGAGCGUGGUGCACCCCUAUGGUGGCAGCGGAAAGAGGCUUACUAUUCGCAAACUGAGGGUAUGUAGCAAGUCAAACACGCUAAUCAAUGUAAAUUUGAGACAAAAUAGUCGGCACCCACAUCGCUAUAUCGUAACUUCAUAGUUUACCUACAAUUAUGGAAAAAUUGGAGAACGUUCUUCCUCUGCCGAUAUUGAUUACCGGUAAAUCAAUAGUUUUUAGGCCUACAAGGUUAAGAAUCCAAACUGGCCGGUGGCAAACCAUUUUGCUAUUUAAUCUCCGAGCGGAUUAGAAUUCCAGCCCUCUUACCGCUCGCCCUUGCUGCAUCUACAAAGUAGCUAUCAGUAUGUCACGAUGAUAUUGCUGUCAGUUAAGUCAAGAUCAAUUCUGUGCUUUAGCCGUUACUUAAUACCUUUAUGCAAACUCAAAAUGCUUUUGUAGAGUUAUGAAUAUAGAUAUCAAACAAAUUUUACCAGAGAGCACUAAUCAUAACAUUGUUUUUUGAUAAUUCUUGCAGACAUAGCAUUGAAACUUGAAGUUUCAAUCCAUAUCCAUCCUCGCCGUCCUUUGCGACAGACGACGACAAUCAGUUUUAAGACGGAAUCCAUUACAUCUUAAUUUUCAGUCAGGGACAUAAACCUUCUACCAGAAAAAUUUAAACAAUACUGCAUUCUUUUUGUUACACUUUAUAAGGGAUAUAGAUGUAAUUAGUUAUCUGUAAUAACACCAAAGACAGUUUCUCGUGGGAGCCUGAGAAAAUAGAAGUCAUAUUUCACAAGAAAUGCGAAAGCACAGAUAAAAUUCUGAAAAUUGCGUGCGUAUGUCAUUUUGUGAAAUUUGACAUUUUUCUCGGGCUCCCAUAAGAAACUUUCUUUGGUGAUAUUACAGAUAACUAAUUAUAUCUAUGGGCCUAGAAAAAUGUGAAAAAAGAAUUUUAAAAAUAUGCUUGAAAUUAUUGUGGUAGAAGGUUUAUGUAGCCUUGGAUAACAAAACUGGACCAUUUUUACCGGAAUUCAAUUUGUACAAAAAAAGAGUCUUACACCGUAGCUUUAAGAUAUCAAAUAGCUUGACAUAGUUCCUUAAAAUUCGUUGAUUCGCUCCAACGAACGGCUGCAUGUUUCUGGAGAGGUGAAUUGACCUUAACGCAAACGUUGAUAAUUUGUUCUGUAUAAUUAGUCCAUCUCUGAACUUCCUAUUGUUUGUACAUUCCGGUUUUAGGUCUUGCUUCCUGGUUUUUGGCUCUUUGCAGUGAUAUUUGAAAUACCAAUUGUUAUGUUCGUGGUAUGUGAAGAGAAAAUCGACUCCCAAUUCUGUAUCAGGGUGUGGUCUCAUGAGAAGGAUAUACGCCUGGCAUUUCUCUCUACAUUGCUUGCCUUAGUGGUUAUUUCCACUACAUUGAUGUUUGCUUUAUACUCCCGAGUGGUGUAUAUUUUGUGGUUCAGGCGAAAUAACGAUGCUAAACUCUCGCAUCAAAAGAGGGUAUGUGCUUUAGCGGAGAAAUUUCAGAUUUUAUCUAAUGUAAUGUACAUUGAAUAUUGUUAUUAUUUACUAACUUACUGUUUCUUGAGAAACAAGACAAAUGAAAAAUCACAUUACUUGUGGCUCAACUAGCCUGUGUACAGAACCCCCUCCCCUCAGGAAAAGGAUGAAGGAUUUUUCCUGAGCGGAGGGGGGUCUGUACACAGACUACACUCAACUAAUUUAACAUAUGUGAUAUAUAUGAUUGAAUGUAAUUAAAAGGUGUAAAAAAACAAUACAUAGGUGAAACCAAACGCACGCUUCCUGGACGCUUUAAAAAGGCAACAACGAUUAAUCCACUCACGUCGCAAAUGCCACAGCAGCAGUCUCUUCGCACUUCAAUCAACCUGGCCACUCGAUCACAGACAUAGAACUUAUUCCACUUGAACUUCAACCUAAACUUAGUAUGUCACGCCGUAAAGCAAGAGAAACUUACCUCGUAUAAAGUAGAGGUAAAACUCUUUCACCAGAUGGUUCUACCCGCUAGGACGAACGUUGAACUGUACCUUAUCAAUCGCUUUACUGUAUAUUAUUUACCUAUCUAUCAUGCCAUCUAUUGUUUUCAUCUUUAGUUUUAUCAUCAACCUCUUAUGUAAAUUUCAAUUCCAAUUUUAGGAGUCGUUAUAGUAUUUUCUUUCAGUGUAGCUCUGGCCCCGAGGAAGACUAAUUUUAAUUUGUCAGCCGAAAUAUUGGCCUCAAAUAAAUCAGCCCUAGCUUUGCCGUAUUGCCAGCCUUGCAUUCAGUAAUGUAAAUUAGUCACAUCCGUAAAAACUAACUAUUGAAAUCACCAAAAUAAACGCGCAUGACGGUUUUCUGUUUUUUUCUCACAGGGUGUGUUGAGGGUACGAAAGCGAGUGACGUUAAUGGUCAUUAGCGUCAGUGUCAUAUUUGGUAUCACUUGGCUCCCAGAUUCAAUUCUUCACAUCGUCGUACAAACAACCAGCAUCGAAUUGAGUCCUUUCAUAUUUCCCAUCUUACAUAUCAUGAUCAUGUUUAAUUCUGCUGUUAAUCCAUUCGUUUACGCUUUAAUCAACCAACGUUUCAAAGAGAAGAUCAAGAGUAUGUUGUUCCCCGGUUCAACUUCAUUGGUAUCCAAAAAUAGCUCAGAUUUGGAUACACAGAGCGUCGAGUUAGCCAACCGAAACAUCCAGCCGACGGCUAAAGCAACGUCAUGUUGA
Molecule: messenger RNA, 7665 nt
Organism: Porites lobata
Lineage: Eukaryota; Metazoa; Cnidaria; Anthozoa; Scleractinia; Poritidae
Source: the annotation of a GenBank genome assembly